AUGGAAAUUAUCAAGAAACAGUUUGAUAAUUUGUUACAUGAUGUAUCGUUAAGAUCGAACAAUCAUGGUUUAUGCAAAAUAGAAGAAGACAAAGAAGAAGAAGAAGAAGAAGAAGAAGAAGAAGAAGAAGAAAACACACAAUUUGUUCUUACUUUAUUCCAUCCAUGCAUUGAUGACGGUAUAGAAUACUUAUUAAAUAAUAAUUUUCAAGAAACAAUUGAAAUUGUUAAUGCAUGUUUGAAACUUGAUGAUCAAGAUUUUGCUAAACUGUUUAAGAACGAUAAGCAUACACCAGUAUUUAUGAUAAUUACAAAAUUAGCAUUACAUUUAUUAUCAAAUUUAAAUAAUUUAAAAUUAUUGGAAUAUGAUUAUUUACACAAUAUUGGAUUAUUAACUAUUCAAAUUAUACAUAAUAAAUAUAUUUUUGACCUUCUGAAAAAAGAAUUUUAUGAUAUAUUUUUUCGAUAUAGAUUUCAAUCAAAUAAUUUAACAGAAUGUCUUUUACAACUUAUUCAAAAUAUAACAAAUUCAGUAUUAACUCCAAUUAUUUGUUUGUGGUUAGAUAUCGUUGUUCAUUAUCAAGAUGUUGUCAGAAAACAAGACAACGACUUGGAUUAUACCUAUUUUGAGCCAAGAAAAAUCAUAUCAGACUGUAUUAUUAAACAAAUAUAUAAUCUACCAAAUAAUUUAAGACUACGUGGAUCAUUUUUCUUUUAUUUAACAUGUAUACCAUAUAAUCAUAUAAAUAAGGAUGAAACACUUGCAUCAAUAUGUCAUCAAUAUAUUCUUUCACAAAUGAAAGAUUUAAAUGAAUGGACAUCAGAUACAACACAUUGUGUUAUGGGAAGUGUUUGUUUUAUCACACAGCAUUUUUCUGAACACUUUAGAUAUGAUGAAAAAUAUUAUGAAUCGUUAUUACUUAUUGUUUCUUGCGAAAAACUUCAUAAAUCAUUAGUAUCAACAUGGACAAAUGAUGAAACAAUUUUAAUUCAUACAAUUAUACAAUAUUUCUAUACAAAUCUUGGUCAUGAUAAUGAAAAAAUGAUAAUUACACUUGGUACUACCAUUGACAAACUUCAUAAAUUAUAUGAAAAUAUUAAGAAUAAUUUAAUAAAAAUAAAUACAUGUUAUUUAAUUCUUGUAUCGACACAUGAAGAAAGUCAUGUCUCUGAUGAAAUUAUAUUGGAGUGUUUUCAAUAUAUUAAAAAUCAACAUCGAAUAACAUGGAAUGGAUAUUUCAGACUAGGAGAAGCGCAGAAAUUUUUAAAAGUAUUAAAAAAAGCAUGUCAUUAUGAUUCAAUUAAAGAUGCAAUAAUUAGACUAGAUAAGAUUAAUGAAUUAGUUGAUCUAAUCGAAUCUGAUUCCGAUAUUAUAUAUGAAAUCCUUGCGCUUCUAUCGACAAAACCAAAUGCUCAAAAAAUAUUACAAACAAAUCGUUAG
Adineta steineri is the source of this 1440-nucleotide messenger RNA. Lineage: Eukaryota; Metazoa; Rotifera; Eurotatoria; Adinetida; Adinetidae. The record is from the annotation of a GenBank genome assembly.